Laccaria bicolor S238N-H82 is the source of this 3120-nucleotide messenger RNA. RefSeq lists its product as uncharacterized. The record is from RefSeq and is a predicted model, not a curated record. The transcript has 10 exons. Gene Ontology annotation, cellular component: division septum. Bases 1 to 3120 code for a protein of 1039 amino acids. NCBI's taxonomy places the organism in Eukaryota, Fungi, Basidiomycota, Agaricomycetes, Agaricales, Hydnangiaceae. Gene Ontology annotation, biological process: division septum assembly.
AUGGCCCAGGUCAAGUUAGAGCUACGCCCACCUCCAAACGUCGACUUCGUUCAUGGCUAUCCUGGUAUUCCACCUGGCGCUCCAGAUCGGCCCCAAGCCGCGGUAAAGGGUGCCAUCGAGGUUCGUGUCCCGCAGCAGGGGGUCAAGGCGAAAUGGGUGCGAAUCGAGUUGAGGAAGGUGGAGACGCUGCCCGGGGGUGGACAGGCCAACACAUAUUACGACUUCGUUGGACCGAGUCCAGUGAAUUUGUGGAACUCCCCAGAGGAUUACGGCCUACUACGUUCUCAAGAUUUCCCAUUUUCGAUUCGGAUACCUGAAUCAAUUCCACCCAGCAUCGCAUUGGAAAAUCGAGCUGGGAUCAAUUAUGAGCUGGUAGCUAGUGUAUGCACCAAAGGCAAAAAAGGAUUUCUUCGAAAAGCCAAAUCGGUGGUUGUUUCCACCCAGGCGACUAUCAUCAUCGAUAAACAUGAGCUACACUCUACCUGGCCCGUCUACUGCCAACCCGAGACCCGGCACCUUGCUCAAGAAGGCGUCAACCUCAUCGUCCAGCGCAACCAUACCUGCUACGGGCCUGGUGAUCGUAUCUCCGUCAAUGCCACUGUCAAAUCUGACAGUUUACAUACCAUCAUCCUCCGAGGGUUUGAAAUAUCGCUCAAGGAAUCGACUGUCUUCCGCGCGGGGCCAUAUGCCCAAGGAAAGAAAGCCGCCCCACAAGUCAGGGUGGUCAACGUAUGCGAGAACAAACUUGUCGUGAAUGCGACGUUAUAUGGUGGUACACAACAUCAAGCGGAAUUGUGGUGCCUGCUCAACCAAAACCAUACGACGACCACUCUCAACGCGGCCAGACAUAUAGAUGUCACAUACACCUUGUCCAUUAAGGCGCUGAUGGGCACUGGGACGCAUCUCAUAAUGGACUUACCUGUGAUCGUGUCCAAUUGGCAAAGUCAUGUAUCUGCCGAAGCUAUUAGGCGUAUUGGACCAGCCCCCAGUCUCUCUCUUCUUCCCGUGUCGAAUACACCAACUUCCCAACAUCUGGGAUCUAGAGAGCCUCCACGCGGAAUAUCACCUCCAGCUCUAUCGGGAGCUGGUGCUGCGAAUCCUUAUUCUACCCUUCCCACGGCAGCGUCGUCCACCGCAAAGCUACCAGCCGAUGAACUGGGUUAUGGGGCUGGGUACGGCAUCAAGCCUCCAUAUGCCACACACCAGCCAACGAAGAGCAAUACCCUCAAUGAUGACUUCCCGCCUGUCCGUCCAACGCCCACGAUCAACACCAACCUCAAACCCAUCACACCGCCCCCUGCAGCAGUUCCGGCCGCGACGCCAGCGACGACCACGAACGGUAGGACAACGGGAGUGGGAAACAGACCUCGUUCAGCGGGUGGUCCGGGUGGCGGAAAUAGGUUCACCAUCAUGAAUGCCCAUCCUACCGAAAUUUCAAAUGACCAUGGACCUGCUACGACCAAGAAUUGGCUCUCCGCAGAGGAAGAAAAGGCGCAGUUAUUUGAGAAGGCUAGAAAGCGGGUGGAGAUGACGCAAGGUGCUCAUGCUGCUCCACCUCCUUCAUCUGCAUCCCCACCUCCUACAUCCCAGACAUCGCCUCCCCGGACCGCAGCGGCAGCGACCGGCAAUCCUGCCAAUUGGCUGUCAGCCGAAGAUGAAAAGUUACUGUACCAGAAAGCUACAAAUGCAGUGCAACAGACGCAAGGAGUUCGGCCGCCUUUGCAGUACUCCGAUCCCAUUAAGAGCGUGUCCGGUAGCAGCACUUCCAAGCCUUCAGCAGCAGCAGUCAUGUAUGCGCAAGCUAUCUCUGCUCGGAACAAUAAGGCAGAUGCUUUGCAAAAGCAGGCAACCAGAACGGCCUCACCCCCUCCAGCUCAAGUACCCAUUCCCGCCGUUGCCAAGGUGCCUGCUGUCACUGCCAAAGUACCCGUUGUUGCACAAGGAUCUGCUCCUUCUCGGGUGCCUUCUGCUGCUCCUUCUGUACAGACACCAGCCCCACGUUCAGCUUCGUUUAAACCCGCAGUUCCACAAUAUUUGACUGCAGAACAAGAAAAAGCUGCUUUGAGGCGAUACGAAGAAGCAAAGAGGGCAGUGGACCGUACUCAAGGUGGAUUUAUGAGUGAAGACGGUCACGGCUCAGGAUCGAGUUCAGAUCCUAUUGCUUAUGAUUCGCUGUACCCUUCUGCCCCUGCCGGCUCUUCCUCCCAAAGUGGGCCAGCGGCAGACGAACCACCUCCAUUCGACGUUGUAGCACCACCCUCUGGUCCUCAGGCUAUUCUGUCCGAAAAGGAGCGUAUGCGACGCGUAUACGAGUCGCAGGAUGCUGCUGCACUUCGCAAUAACGCCAAUACGGAACCACCUUUGAACACGUAUUCUCCUCCGGUCCCUGGCUCUUCUUCCAGUGAUUAUGCUGACGCCCUUGCGCAAAAAGAAGCUUUGAGACGCAAAUUUGAGGCUCGUGAUGCCCUAUCGCGCGAAAACAGCGCCAAUGUCAAGCCACAAACGCCUCCUCGUUCUAAUAGCACUAGUGGAAAUUUCAGAUCUCCUGCACGAACUCCGAGCGCUAGCUCUACGGGAGGUCCGCGGCCAACACCCGUACCACCCACUGCGGGGGGGAGUGGUAGGGUACUAACGGCCAUCGAAGAAAAGGCUAUGUUAAAGGCCAGGUACGAAGCUAUGGAGGCUCCUCAACCGCUGCGCAUGAAUGGAAGCACUCUAAGUCCAUUGAAUGGCCGACAAGCCAAUGCGAGUGUUUCCCCUCCUCCUUUCUCCAGUGCUCCUGGUCGCGUUGGAGGAUCUCCUGCUCCUCCUGCGCAAACUCCCCCACCUCUGAUGCCCAGACCUCCCGCGGAAUACAUCCAAGAAACACAGGCGGAAGAUGCACGUGUUUCGAGGUUCACCAUGAAUGGAGAGAAUCCGUCUUUAGAUGACCAUGACCAUCUGAACCAUUCUCCGAACAUGAUCAAUGGGAAAGGUAAUCGGGCUCCAUCCCCGUUGCCCAGUGCGGCUGCGAAUGACCAGCAGCAGUUCACACCUCUCCUGGCUGGAUAUGAGGGAUCCAGUGUUGCUCUCAAGUCUCCUGGGCCCCCACCCCCGCUUCCACCGAAACCUGCUGAGUGA